UUCCCAUUGAUGAAAUAGUUCAAGGCAGAGAAGGACAGAGAUUAAAUAACGUUAUCAGUGUUUAUUACCGCCAUAUCAAUCGACAUAACUUGACUACAUUGUGUGCCGGAGGGAUUGUUUAUUAUUAUCGUCUUAUGGGCAUAUCAUUUAGAAAUAUAAGACUAGUAAAUAAUGAAAAGUGUAGCAGUGAUUGGAGCAGGUUGUUGUGGGUUAACAGCUAUCAAAUGCUGUCUUGACGAGGGACUUGAACCUGUAUGUUUUGAGAGGGGUAAUUAUAUAAGUGGAUUAUGGCAUUACACAGAAGAUGUGGAGGAAGGUCAGGCAUGUGUGAUGAAAUCUACAGUGAUUAAUACAUCAAAGGAGAUGAUGUGUUACAGUGAUUUUCCUAUCCCUGCAGAUUUUCCGAUCUACAUGCAUAAUCAGCAAGUCGAUAGAUAUUUCCAUAUGUACGCGGACAAGUUCGGACUGAGAAAGUACAUAAACUUCAAUACAGAGGUGCUGUCUGUAAAACCAACUAAAACUUUCAACAGCGAUGGGCAAUGGGAAAUCGCCAUAAACACAUCUGAUAAAGAGGAGACCCGUGUAUUCGACGCUGUUCUAAUCUGUACUGGACAUCAUGCAGAAAAGAAUCUACCAAAUUUUCCGGGACUAAACAAGUUCAAGGGCAAUGUCAAGCAUACGCAUGACUAUAAAGAUUAUCAUGGUUACGAAGACAAAAACGUUCUGAUUAUUGGUAUUGGAAAUUCUGGCGGCGACGUUGCAACAGAACUAAGCCGAAUAACGUCACAGGUUUAUUUAAGUACAAGGUCAGGUUCUUGGAUUCUCAAUCGUGUAGCUGAGAAAGGGCUUCCUUGGGAUAUGGUACAAUCAACUCGCUUUAACACAAAGCUUUUGACGACUUUUCCAAAUAUGAUUACAUCGCGCACAGAAAAGAAACUUGACAAGAAAAUCGAUCAUGAAAAAUAUUGCCUUAAACCCAAACAUCAUCUGUUCUCUGCACACCCAACCUUGAAUGAUGAAUUACCAAAUAGAAUCAUUUCUGGAGGUGUUAUUGUAAAAGCCAAUGUUGCAGAGUUCACAGAAACAGGGGCGAUCUUUGAGGACGGCACAACGAUUGAUAAUUUGGAUGCUGUAAUUCUAGCAACGGGCUACAGUUUUGGAUUUCCAUUCAUUGAUAAAAGUGUGAUAGAGGUGAAAGCCAACAAAGUCGAUCUAUACAAGUACAUGUUUCCACCCGACUUGCAAAAACAUACGAUGGCAAUUAUCGGUUGUUUCCAGCCGCUCGGUGCAAUUAUGCCCCUGAGCGAAAUGCAAUGUCGCCUUGCUACAAGGGUGUUUAAGGGAUUAAAGACGUUGCCAGAAAGUAGCAAGAUGUGGAAAGACAUUAAAAGCAAGCACGCUGCCAUGAGUAUGAGAUACAAACAGUCUUUGAGACACACAAUACAAGUGGACUACGUUCCUUACAUGGAUGAACUUGCUGAAAUGGUUGGCUGUAAGCCUAAGAUAGGAAAACUUGUUUUAACUGAUCCAAAACUUGCGAUGGAAAUUUUCUUUGGACCUUGCACCCCUUGUCAAUAUCGAUUAAUGGGACCGGGGCCUUGGAAAGGUGCACGGAAUGCCAUCAUGACACAAUGGGAGCGUGUAUACAAACCACUUCAGACAAGACCUUGUGCUAAAACUGAACGCAAAAGUUCAGGGGCAAUUUAUAUGUUGAUCGUCGCUGUAAUAGCUGUUCUGUUAUAUUUUAUUCUGUAAACAUUCAAGACUUUUUAAUAUCAUCAUAUAAGAAGUUGUAUAGAUUAAGAGAAACUAUUAUGGGACCAUCGAUCACUAUUCCACUAUUCAUUUAAAGGAUUUUUUUUCUCAAUUUUUCUUUCAUUUUUUUUUCAUUAAUCAUUGAACGAUUACUGAAUUUUUGUUAAUAAGUUGCCCGCUUUUUUUCUCAGACACUAUAUAUCUGUAAUGCUCAGACAGGCUCUAAAAGAUCUGAUCCCCUCUUACAUCUCAUUUUUUUAAUUAAAUUUAAUUAAUCUGGCUAUAGAGCUUUUUGUUUAUUUAUGAAAUAAAGACCGGAAUUAUCCCUCAAAGAUUAGCAUCGUUUACCCGGCGACUAAACAAAAUAUUGUUGUUUAUUUUAAAAAGAAAACAUAUAUUUAAUAUGCAAAGCUAAAUUAACAGAGGGUUUAUGCAUUUUUUGUCAUACAUAAAUGUCUGCAGAGGCAUGAAGAUGCAUUUAAAGCCGAAGCCCGUUGAGUUAUGCAGAUGUAAUAAAUUAUGCAUAUGCGUGCUUUUUAAGAAUGAUUUUUAUUAAAAUGACACGGAUAUAAGCAUCUUUAGGUUUAUAUUGGUAUAUGUGUCAAAUAUUAUUCACAUAUGAAAUCACCGCGAUAUCACAUCACCGUGUAAAUGCAUUGCUAAAGCUUACAGAAAGGAACCAGGGACAUUUAAUUCUGCUUUGAAUUAUAUUGUAUAUUUAUAUCAAUUUAUUUAUUCCAGACUCAUCGGUAUAUAUCAAUGCAUAAAAUACAAGUAUAUAGCAUUUUUAUAACAAUUUUUAAGAGACCGAAGGUAUAAGAUGCCUAUUUCUGAAGAGUAGUCAUUUCCAGCGAUGAUACUAAUAUAAGGUUAUACCGGGCAUGUGUUCAAUAGAGGCCUUUUUUUCAUUUUUGUCAACUUUGUUAUUCUUUUUUUGUCUUGUAAGAUAUUGGUUUCCAGUUUUAAACUUUAAUUGUAUAUAUUUUCAUAUCGAGAUUGUAAACCUCCGUUUUUUGGCAAAAAAUGUUCAGAAUUGUAUCUAGGAAGAUAUGACGAUGCGCUAAUUAUAGUUGGAUAGUAUGACUGGUCUUUAUGUUUUAUCAAAUCUGACUGAUAUAUGUUUCAAUAAACCUCAUUUGUUUCAGAUA
Ruditapes philippinarum (Manila clam) is the source of this 2903-nucleotide messenger RNA. Its product is annotated as flavin-containing monooxygenase 5-like. The coding region runs from base 172 to 1755 and encodes 527 amino acids. The transcript has 5 exons. The record is from RefSeq and is a predicted model, not a curated record. Gene Ontology annotation, molecular function: N,N-dimethylaniline monooxygenase activity; NADP binding; flavin adenine dinucleotide binding. Lineage: Eukaryota; Metazoa; Mollusca; Bivalvia; Venerida; Veneridae.